Besnoitia besnoiti is the source of this 2340-nucleotide messenger RNA. Its product is annotated as RNA polymerase-associated protein RTF1. Gene Ontology annotation, molecular function: DNA binding. Lineage: Eukaryota; Apicomplexa; Conoidasida; Eucoccidiorida; Sarcocystidae. The record is from RefSeq and is a predicted model, not a curated record. The transcript is spliced from 8 exons. Bases 1 to 2340 code for a protein of 779 amino acids.
AUGAAGCCGACUUCGUCUGCGGCGCCGGGGCGCGGCCGCUACAGCCAGCAGCGUGGGCGGCUGUCUGCCUCCUCGCGGGCUUCUGCCGAUGAAGGAAAGGGAUCCGCGGACGCGUCUCUUUCUGGGCGCCGCGCGCGCCAGGCGGAAGACAGGGGCGCCGUGGGCUCCGCCGGCGAGUUCAACCCCGACUUCCUCUACAAAGAUGAGCAAGACAGAGAAGCGCUGGAGAGCAUGAAUGAGUUCGAGCGAGAAGCCGAACUCGCGAGGCGGUAUGAGGAACUCGUCCGCGAGCGCCAGCGGAAGGAGCUGCUGCGGCGGCGCGAUAAGGACAAGAAAAGCAAAGCAGGGCGCCUGGGAGAUGCUCUCAGCGACAUCCGUGCUAGGCGAGCACGGCAGAAACAGCAGCAGCGGCCAACAAGCGAAGACGAGGAAGAAGAGGAGGGAGAAGUCUCUGGGAGUCGGAAGGACGGCAGCGAAGAGAUGAGUGCUUCGUCUUCUUCGUCGUCCUCCUCCUCUGAAGAUGAGGAAGAAGAGGAAGGCGAGAGAAAGAAGCGCCUCUCGACGCGCUGUGCGGCCUCCAGCGGGGUCGUAGCCCCCGGCGCGGGCGUCUCCGCGAUUGCCGACGCCGCCUUGGGCUCGGCUGCCGCGACCGCGGGGACACUUUUGGAGCCCGACCGCCCGGUCGGUGCCGCCGGCGGUCUCGCCCAAGAUGCCGGAGCGGUCGCAGGCGAGGUUUUCGGCGAAGACCCGGCCCUCGCGGGAAGACGAAAAGGCGGCGUGGGCGCGCGAGCUGGCAGAGAGGAUGAAAAGAACGAGCAGACCGUGGCGCAGCAGCGGACGCUGCUGGAGGAGGACGGCCGCGCAGACGACUUGUUCGACGAGGAUCGCAUGGACAGCGACGAGGCGCGGCGGAAGGAGACGUCGCGGCGCAUGCUGCAGAAGAUUUCGUUGGAUCUGCUUAACAGCGUGCGGCUCUCUACCGAGCGGCUGCUGCACAUGCUUGAGCAUCCGCAGGCGGAGAAGUUCGUCCGCGGCUGCUUCGUGAAGGUUCCUCAGCCGGCGUCUGCGCGCGCCGCAGGCCUUGGCGGCGAGCCACCUUUCGGUUGGGUGUGUCAAAUCGUCGGUCUGCGACCCUGCGAGACGUACUUGGUCCCCUUGGACCGCGCCUUCUUCGCGUCGCCCGGGAAGGACGGCGCAUGCAGAAAGGGCGAAGGCACGCCGUGCAACGUCCUGCUUCUCCUCCGCGUCGCCCCGCGUGCCGCCGCCAAGUUCGACCGCGAAUUUUCCCUCGUUGACCUGCUCAACAGCCCCGUGACCCCCGCCGAGUACGAGGAGUGGAAAAAAAAACUCCAGGAGUUCGACUCCGUCGAGGACCUCUCCAAGAAACUCCGAGCGAAGAUGCAGCAGCUCAAAGAGUUCACUUUCACAGACGAGGACGUGCAAGCUAUUUUGGCGAAGAAGCAGCAGGACGCGGCUUCGGGCGCGUUUCUGACCACAACGGGCAAUCUGUUGAAGCAGCUCAUGUCGAUUAAGCACGAGAUGGAUUCGCUGAACGCGUCGCUGUCGAGUGUGUCCACGGCGAGUGCGUCGCGGCGCGAGUUGAAGGAGAAGCUGCAGGCUCUAGUCAGCCGGAAGGCGGAAGUUGAGCUGCGGCUGGCAAAGAGCAAAGCCGCCUCGGGGCGGGCUGCGCACGCGUCGCUGAUGCACCAGUUCAACAUGGAGAAACGCCGCGAGAAUCUCGCGAACUUCAUUCGACAGGAUGCCAACCGGUCCAUGCGCAGGGGCGCGGCCGCUGCCGCGCAGGACGAUGAGGCGCGGAGGAAGCGCAGCCGCAGCGAGCCACGCGAUGAGCAGGGUGACGCAGAGAGACUCCGCGGCCGCGAAGAUUCCCGACAAAGAGCGGAAACCCGAGGCGCCCCUAGUGUCUCGCCAGGUCGUCUCAGAGAGAGCUCCAUGGACCGCGGCGGGCUGUCGUCGCAAGAUCUGCCCAUAGAUCCGGAGGCCCGGAAGCGCAGCACGAGUCCCUCGCCGUCUCAGCCGCGCGGCGGCGCCUUUUCGCCGGCUGCGUCCGCCUGUCCGCAGUCGAGCGCCGCCUGGCAGUUUCUACUGCACGGAUCGCCCAGGGAGCAGCGUGCCUGGGUUCGAGACACGGUUCAACGUCAUCGUCAGGCUGGCCCUCUGCACCUAGACACCAGCGCCAUUCCGCCGCCGCGCGCGCAUGCGUCGAUCGUCGCCCUUCUCUCUCCAGCCCCGCCUCCGCCUGCGGACGCACUUUUGAUUUCACUCGAGGAGUACAAACAGCAGGUUGCGCAGCUCGCCAACAUGCAGCUGGCUGGCUGA